CCGCGGUGGGCGGGGCCCGCGGCUCCAUCAUGGCGGCGGCGCCGGCUUCCCUGUGGUGGCUCUGGGCUGCGCUGCUCGUCCCUGCAGCCGCGGUCUACGAGGACCAAGUGGGAAAGUUUGACUGGAGACAGCAGUAUGUUGGGAAGCUCAAGUUUGCCUCCUUGGAAUUUUCUCCUGGAUCUAAGAAGUUGGUUGUGGCCACAGAGAAGAAUGUGAUUGCAGCGUUAAAUUCUCGUACUGGAGAGAUCUUGUGGCGCCAUGUGGACAAGGGCACCGCAGAAGGGUCUGUGGAUGCCAUGCUGCUUCACGGACAGGAUGCAAUCACUGUGUCAAGCGGAGGCCGCAUCAUGCGUUCCUGGGAGACUAACAUUGGGGGCCUGAACUGGGAGAUAACCUUGGAUAGUGGCAGUUUCCAGGCACUCGGACUGGUGGGGCUGCAGGAGGCGGUGCGCUAUGUUGCUGUCCUGAAGAAGACUACUCUUGCCCUCCAUCACCUGUCCAGUGGGCACCUGAAGUGGGUGGAGCAUCUUCCAGAAAGUGACAGCAUCCACUACCAGAUGGUGUAUUCUUAUGGCUCUGGGGUGGUGUGGGCCCUCGGCGUUGUUCCCUUCAGCCAUGUGAACAUUGUCAAGUUUAACGUGGAAGACGGAGAGAUUGUUCAGCAGGUCAGAGUUUCAACCCCGUGGCUGCAGCAUCUCACCGGAGCCUGUGGUGUGGUGGAUGAGGCUGUCCUGGUGUGUCCUGACUUGAGCUCUCGUUCCCUCCAAACUCUAGCCCUGGAGACAGAGUGGGAACUUCGACAGAUCUCCUUGCAGUCUCUCAACUUAGAAUUUGGGAAUGGAUUCCAACCCCGGGUCCUCCCCACCCAACCCAACCCAGUGGAACCUUCUCGGGCCCAGUUCUUUCUGCAAGUGUCCCCAAGCCACUAUGCUUUGCUGCAUUACCACCACGGAGCUCUGAGUCUGCUCAAAAACUUUCCCCAGACUGCUCUUGUGAGCUUUGCCACCACAGGGGAGAAGACAGUGGCCGCAGUCAUGACCUGUCGGAAUGAGGCAAAACCAAGCAAUUCUGAAGAUGGCUCAAGGGCAAGCUUUUCAGAGAAGUCCAGUGCACAGGACUCAUUGAUGUGCUUCAACCAGACCUAUACUAUUAACCUCUACUUAGUGGAGACAGGUCGGCGGCUCCUGGACACUGCAAUUUCCUUUGGCCUGGAGCAGAAUGGUACCCGACCUGAGAAGCUGUACAUCCAGGUGUUCUUAAAGAAGGAUGACUCAGUGGGCUACCGUGCUCUGGUGCAGACGCAGGACCACCUGCUACUUUUCCUGCAGCAGCUGGCAGGGAAGGUGGUGCUGUGGAGCCGUGAGGAGUCCUUGGCUGAAGUGGUGUGCCUGGAGAUGGUGGACCUGCCCCUGACUGGGGCACAGGCUGAGCUGGAAGGAGAAUUUGGCAAGAAGGCAGCAAUUCAAGAUGGUUUGUUGGGGAUGUUCCUGAAACGCCUCUCGUCUCAGCUCAUCCUGCUGCAGGCAUGGACCUCCCACCUCUGGAAAAUGUUCUAUGAUGCUCGGAAGCCCCGAAGUCAGAUCAAAAAUGAGAUCAACAUUGACACUUUGGCCAGAGAUGAGUUCAACCUGCAGAAGAUGAUGGUGAUGGUGACAGCCUCAGGCAAGCUUUUUGGCAUUGAGAGCAGCUCUGGCACUAUUCUGUGGAAACAGUAUCUGCCUAGUGUGAAGCCAGACUCCUCCUUUAAGCUGAUGGUCCAGAGAACGACUGCCCAUUUCCCCCACCCCCCUCAGUGCACCCUGCUGGUAAAGGACAAGGAAACAGGAAUGAGUUCUCUGUACGUCUUCAAUCCUAUUUUUGGCAAGUGGAGCCAGGUGGCCCCCCCAGUGUUGAAGCGCCCCAUCUUGCAGUCCCUGCUUCUCCCAGUCAUGGACCAAGACUAUGCCAAGGUGUUGCUGUUGAUAGAUGAUGAGUACAAGGUCACAGCGUUCCCAGCCACUCGCAAUGUCUUACGGCAGCUACAUGAGCUGGCUCCUUCCAUCUUCUUCUAUUUGGUGGAUUCAGAGCAGGGACGGCUCAGUGGAUAUCGGCUUCGAAAGGAUCUUACCACUGAACUGAGCUGGGAGCUGACCAUUCCUCCAGAAAUACAGCGGAUCGUCAAGGUGAAGGGGAAACGCAGCAGCGAGCAUGUCCAUUCCCAGGGCCGGGUGAUGGGCGACCGCAGUGUGCUCUAUAAGAGCCUGAACCCCAACCUGCUGGCUGUGGUGACAGAGAGCACGGAUAUUCACCAUGAGCGCACAUUCAUCGGCAUCUUCCUUAUUGAUGGUGUCACGGGACGCAUCAUCCACUCCUCUGUGCAGAGGAAAGCCAAAGGCCCUGUUCAUAUCGUGCAUUCAGAGAACUGGGUGGUGUACCAAUAUUGGAACACCAAGGCUCGGCGCAAUGAGUUUACUGCCCUGGAGCUCUACGAGGGCACCGAGCAGUACAAUGCCACUGCCUUCAGCUCCUUGGAUCGUCCCCAGCUGCCCCAGGUCCUCCAGCAGUCCUACAUCUUCCCCUCCUCCAUCAGUGCCAUGGAAGCCACCAUCACUGAGCGGGGCAUCACCAGCCGGCACCUGCUCAUUGGGCUGCCUUCUGGAGCAAUUCUUUCCCUCCCGAAAGCCUUGCUGGAUCCUCGACGCCCAGAAAUCCCAACAGAACAAAGCAGAGAGGAGAACCUGAUCCCAUAUUCUCCAGAUGUACAGAUCCAUGCAGAGCGAUUCAUCAACUAUAACCAGACAGUUUCUCGAAUGCGAGGUAUCUACACAGCUCCUUCAGGCCUGGAGUCUACUUGUCUGGUGGUGGCCUAUGGCCUGGAUAUUUACCAAACUCGAGUCUAUCCCUCCAAACAGUUUGAUGUCCUGAAGGAUGACUAUGACUAUGUCCUCAUCAGCAGUGUCCUCUUUGGCCUAGUUUUUGCCACUAUGAUCACGAAGAGGCUGGCACAAGUAAAACUGCUUAAUCGUGCCUGGCGGUAGAGGCCCAGUUUUUGUGCCAGAGUGGACAGAGGGAUAGAGGGAGUUAGCCAAGCAGCUACCAUGGUUUGGUGAUGUUUGUGUGUGUAUGUGUGUUGGGUUCUUAUCUGAGAGGUGUAAGAAGGUGUAUCUUCACAUGGAAUCGGACACCUUUUGUGGACAGACAUGGUGUUCACCCAGAACAGCUGAAGAGUUCCUGUACCUGAGAGACUCCCCUAAAGCUGCUGCUUGGGUUUCUUUACUCAUCCAAAAGUCUUCAAGAAUGUCCCCCCCCCCCCCAAAGACCUCCAACUGAUUCUCUCUCUGUGUCAGUACUGGGACUUGGA
This is a messenger RNA of Dipodomys ordii (Ord's kangaroo rat), 3340 nucleotides long. RefSeq names its product ER membrane protein complex subunit 1 (gene Emc1). Gene Ontology annotation, cellular component: EMC complex. Bases 30 to 3017 code for a protein of 995 amino acids. Gene Ontology annotation, biological process: protein folding in endoplasmic reticulum. The record is from RefSeq and is a predicted model, not a curated record. Lineage: Eukaryota; Metazoa; Chordata; Mammalia; Rodentia; Heteromyidae. The transcript has 24 exons. Gene Ontology annotation, molecular function: protein binding.